CGACUCCUUUCUCUUCGGGACCCCCCCCCCCCCCUCUUGCCCCGCUUCCUCCCAGCUUCUCGCCCUGAGUCCUGUCGGGAGCUGCCCGCCGGGCAGCGCGUCCAGGAAAACAUCCGAGACUGGGAGUACAGAAAAAAAAGAAGCGGGAAUUUUGCGGAGAUUUUUUUCCCUGUUGUUGUUUUUGUGGGGGUUUUUUGUUUGUUUGUUUGUUUCGUUGGUUGGUUUUUUCCUUUCAGUUUACGGGAACUUUCUCUUACUCGCUGUGUCUCUUCCCCCCCACAUAGCCCCAUGAUCUCCCGCGAGGGACGGCGUGUCCCCUCUGCUUCCUUUUUAACCCUCUCUCCUUCCACUCCCUCCGUGCCUGCCGAUCGCGAUAGUCCUUCCUGGGUGUCUCGGGACCCGCGUUUCCUUUUGCCCCAGUUUCCCGAGCCCCGAUGGUGGAGUUGCCGGGUGGGUCGGGGGCAAAGGAAUGGGGUGCGAGAUGCACCCCUUUCCUUUUUUCCGAGUCACCGGCCACCCUCGCGGAAAUAGUGACGCCCUAAGCGGAGGUUUCUGUGUAGGAGGAGGAUGUGGGCAUCCAGGAUCAGCGCUGCUCCGGGGCGAGGGUCGCCGGCUCUUCGGAGCAAUGGAGACCCGCUGUACGCUGCCGCAGCUCGGGAUUCCUCUCCCAGGAUCGGACCCGCUGGGUUCCGGCCGGCGCGGCCUCGCUCCGCUCCCGGGACGGAGCGCACAAACCGCGGCGGAAGCGCGGGGGGACGCGGAGGGGGACCUACCCUCUCCGGAGGGAAAAUGCUCCCGGCAGAGAAAAGGACCUCAGCGGACUCAGAACAGAGCACUGGGUCAGACACAGAGGUGCUGGCAGAAAGGACAUCCUGCUCAUUUGGCUCCCAUUCUGACCUUACGUCUGGUGCCUCAGGCCCUCAGCCUCCUCCACCUUCAUCCAUGGAAGAGAUCCAGGUAGAGUUGCAGUGUGCAGACCUCUGGAAAAGAUUUCAUGACAUUGGGACAGAGAUGAUCAUCACGAAAGCAGGCAGGAGAAUGUUUCCAGCCAUGAGGGUGAAAAUUACAGGCUUAGAUCCCCACCAGCAGUAUUAUAUUGCCAUGGACAUUGUCCCUGUGGAUAACAAGAGAUACAGGUAUGUGUACCACAGCUCCAAGUGGAUGGUGGCUGGCAAUGCUGACUCCCCAGUGCCCCCAAGGGUUUACAUCCACCCUGACUCCCUGGCUUCUGGAGACACCUGGAUGAGGCAGGUGGUCAGUUUUGACAAGCUCAAGCUGACCAACAACGAGCUUGAUGAUCAAGGCCAUAUAAUCUUACAUUCAAUGCAUAAGUAUCAGCCUCGUGUUCAUGUCAUCCGCAAGGAUUUCAGCAGUGAUCUUUCUCCUACAAAGCCAGUUCCUUCAGGAGAUGGCGUGAAAACCUUCAACUUCCCUGAGACUGUUUUCACCACAGUGACAGCCUACCAAAACCAACAGAUCACCAGAUUAAAAAUUGACAGAAACCCCUUUGCCAAAGGUUUCAGAGAUUCUGGGAGAAACAGGACGGGGCUGGAGGCCAUCAUGGAGACCUAUGCCUUUUGGAGGCCCCUACGCACUCUCACCUUUGAAGAUUUCACUACCAUGCAGAAACAGCAAGGAGGCAGCACAGGAACAUCCCCGACCACCUCCAGCACGGGGACCCCAUCACCAUCCGCUUCUUCUCACCUUCUCUCUCCAUCCUGCUCUCCUCCAGCCUUCCAUCUGGCCCCCAACACUUUCAAUGUUGGCUGCCGGGAGAGUCAGCUUUGCAACCUCAACCUGUCUGAUUAUCCUCCUUGUGCCAGAAGCAACAUGGCAGCACUGCAGAGCUACCCAGGGCUGAGCGAUGGGGGCUACAACCGGCUGCAGAGCAGUACUGCUUCUGCCUCGCAGCCCUCCGAAACCUUCAUGCCUCAGAGGACUCCCUCCUUGAUCUCAGGAAUGCCGGCUCCUUCCUCCCUGCCCAGCAACAGCAAGAUGGAGGCGUACAGUGGCCAGCUGGGAUCUUUCCCCAGCUCCCAGUUUCAGUAUGUCAUGCAAGCAGGCAACCCUGCCUCCACCUCCUCCUCUUCACACAUGUUUGGUGGUGGCCACAUGCAGCAGAGCUCCUACAAUGCCUUCUCCCUGCACAAUCCCUACAACCUCUAUGGAUACAAUUUCCCUGCUUCCCCCAGGCUGGCGGCAAGCCCAGAGAAACUCACCACCUCCCAAAGCACUUUACUCUGCUCUUCCCCCUCCAGUGGGGCCUUUGGAGAGAGGCAAUACCUUUCCACAGGGAUGGAUCACGGGAUGCACAUGAUCAGCCCUCCCUCCAGCAACCAGCAGACGGCUGCUGCCUGUGACAACAGGCAGUACGGAGCAGUUCAGGGCUCCUCCUCACAGAUGUCUGUGCACAUGGUCUAACAAGCCUUGCCUCUCCUUGGCAUUGAAGGCAGCCGGACCUUCAUCGUUCCCAGGGGUGAACCCAUCCCAGUACUCUUUUGCCUUCAAACUUAUAGUGGAACUAGUAUUGUAACGAUAAACAAGAACAUAAGCCAUGUAGGUGCAUGCCCCAGAACCUUCUGGAGAGCCUCGACUGACAGCCAUCGCAGUUUGUUGUAGCCCAGGGCCUCCAGACUGGCACGGAGCAUCUGCUUUUUCUGGACAUUGCAGAGAAGAGGGCAUGACUUUAACGAGGAGCUGGAGAGAAGCAGCGGAUUUUACUGUUUUAUGCAUUAACUUUAGGCAGUGUGAGCUUUCAGCGUGGAGGGAUCCAUUCCCUGUGCUGUCUCCUCCAAGUGUUGAAGGACAGUCUCCCAGAGCUUCAUCCUCUGAAGCUGCACUGCCCAAGGCUCUAAAGACCUCCCCGUUCCCAGACAGUUCCUCACUGCCAGAGUGGCUCAGCCCAUUUCUGGAACCAGCCAGGCCUGUGGGUCUUUCUUCCACUGUUGCACAGAAACGGUGCUGCUGGGCUGGAACUUCUUCUGAAGAGGUUUCUCAUUUUUACCAUGGCCCUGCCCAACUGGCUGUUUCUUUAUGGAGGUUGAGCUCAACAGCACCCAACCUGCAGAUGGAGAUGGGAGAAAGAGGAGAGAAAAGUUUUAGCUCACAAAUGAGCCUCAGACAGAAGCGGGGAUGGAACUUUGGGAAGGUGAAUGGGGGGAAGGGGCUCAGCUCCUGUUGGCUUGACUGGAAGUAACGCAGCGAAACGGAGUGGAUGACAGCCUUUGUGGGGAAUGUGUGUCUCCCACAGCACUCAUCCCAGUGGGAAGAAACUGUCCAGACUGAGCUCAUGGGGAAGAGUGAUGAGAAAAGAGAGCUCUACAGGAGUGCAGCUGACCUUGCAUGUGAGAGUUGCCGUAGAAAACCAUUAGCAUUUCAGAAACAGUGAGGUUGAGUAUUUGCCAACCUUCCACCUGCCACAUGGUCUCUGUUUAAUCAAAUAGAUCAUUGCCUUUUAACAUCUUCCUUUUCUGUUUUUUCCCCUUGUUCUUUUUUUUUUUUCUUUUUUCUCUUCAAAUCCUUUAAAAAUAAGAAAACAAUUGUAGCUUGGUGCAAGCUAUGCAUUUAAGUUGUGUGAAAAUGCAAAUACCAAGUAACAGAAUACAGAUAUUAUUGAGAGUUGUUGUGAGGUGUUGUAGAUAAAUGUAUUUAUAUGCCUAGUGGGGAAUUCAAUAUUAUGAAUAUAAAAGAGGGCAAUAAAAAUGGUAUGUAAAAUAUGUAUGAAGAAAAAGCUGUAUAAAGAUUUGCCCUAUGCACGGAACUCUGUUUCUAAGUGCCAAGCACAGAAAGCGCUAAAUAAAUCUUUGCAAUUGUUCCUUCUGUGUUCUUCUCUGUCUGUGAGGCUUCCUCAGUGGUUUUCUAGAGACAGACAUUUAAAAAAUACUGUCACAUGUGUUUGCACAACAGAAGGCGUGAAGAUGUGGUGCCAGAUUGUGAAGUCCAGGCAAUAUUGCAAUAAAAAUAAAAAUUCUGUCUUCUCAAGAAAUUUAAAAAA
Motacilla alba alba is the source of this 3994-nucleotide messenger RNA. RefSeq names its product T-box transcription factor 15 (gene TBX15). Gene Ontology annotation, cellular component: nucleus. NCBI's taxonomy places the organism in Eukaryota, Metazoa, Chordata, Aves, Passeriformes, Motacillidae. Gene Ontology annotation, molecular function: DNA-binding transcription factor activity, RNA polymerase II-specific; RNA polymerase II cis-regulatory region sequence-specific DNA binding. The record is from RefSeq and is a predicted model, not a curated record. Gene Ontology annotation, biological process: regulation of transcription by RNA polymerase II; cell fate specification; positive regulation of DNA-templated transcription.